AUGGCGUCCGAAAUCCCAAAGACCAUGUCCGGCGUCGUCAUCGAAAAGCCCGGCGGUGUCGACGUCCUCCAGUACAAGACCGACCUGCCCGUCCCGGAAAUCAAGGAGGGCGAAGUCCUGGUCAAGAACGAGUACAUUGGUGUUAACUAUAUUGAUACCUACUUCCGAACAGGCCUCUACCCCCCCUCCACUGGCUCCUACCCGCUGAUAACCGGCAAAGAAGCCGCCGGCACCGUCGUCGCUUCCAAGUCCCCCCGCUUUUCUCCGGGUGACCGCGUAGUUUAUCUCAGCGACGCCACCUACGCGCAGUACACCACCGUCUCCGCCGCGCGCGCCGUCGGCCCCUUGCCCGAAAGGAUUUCCUCGGAAACCGCCGCCGCCGCCCUCCUGCAAGGUCUCACGGCCUUGACGUUUGUGCGCGAAGCAGCGGGCAUCGAGCAGAAGCUGGGUAUCUCCGAGGGCCCGUGGACGCUGGUGCACGCCGCCGCCGGCGGCACGGGUUCACUGCUGGUGCAGAUCCUGAGCGUUAUGGGCGCCAAGGUGAUUGCUACUGCUGGUGGCAAGGAGAAAUGCGAGCUGGCGCGGUGCUCGGGCGCGCAGUGGACCGUGGAUAGCAAGAGCGAGAAUGUGGUGGAGAGGGUUAAGGAUAUUACGAAUGGGAAGGGUGUGGAUGUGAUUUUUGACGGCGUGGGUAAGGCGACGUUUGAUGCGGAUUUGGAGAUUAUCGCGAGGAAGGGGUUGAUUGUGAGCUUUGGCAAUGCGUCCGGGAAGGUGGAUCCGUUGGAUAUCUUGCGGUUGGGUGCCAAGAACGUAAAGGUGAUGAGGCCGGUUCUGUUCGGGUACAUUGUUACGCCGGAGGAGUGGGAGAGGUGGACGACGGAGCUGUUUGAGCUGAUCAAGUCUGAGAAGGUCAAGAUCAAGGUCCAUGAGGUUUAUCCCCUCGAGGAGGUCGCGCGUGCGCAUAGCGAUUUGGAGGGAAGAAAGACCACGGGCAAGCUGUUGUUGAAGGUCUGA
Molecule: messenger RNA, 1014 nt
Organism: Sordaria macrospora k-hell
Lineage: Eukaryota; Fungi; Ascomycota; Sordariomycetes; Sordariales; Sordariaceae
Cellular component (GO): cytosol
Molecular function (GO): quinone reductase (NADPH) activity; mRNA 3'-UTR AU-rich region binding; NADPH binding
Source: RefSeq, a predicted model, not a curated record